UGCACUUGUAUGGGGUUGGGAAGAUAUUCUCAUCAUGAGGUGUACGGGGAGUUGAAUUAUGGAGAAGGAUUCAUUGCAGACAUUGAAGAAGAAUUAAAGGAAUUGGAUUCCAUAGUUAAACGACUGCAUGUUGAAUUAAUAAGAGGACCAAGUGAAAUUUUAAGUGCAGCGAAUUCGUGCAAGAAAUAUUACGAACUUGCCAAAUUUGCUGCAGAGGAGUGCAUUCAAAUCCGUGAAAAGAUUAAGGUAACCAUUAAUAAGAAGAUUUCUGUAACGGAAAAUGUAGUCAGACAUGAAAUGAGAGUUAAACAUCUGUUGGAAAGUGCAAACAUUACUAUACAAGAAGCCCAAGAUGCCGCUGCAAAAGCCAAAGAAGCAUUUGAAAACAUUACGAAGCUGCACGAAGAGUAUUGGGAGACCGCGGAUGAGUUGUAUGAAGACGCACGUGUGUUAUAUAAUACUGCAGAGGAGUAUUUAAGUGAAGUGAGGCAAUCUGGAAGUGGUAUGGUACUCGUAAAGGAAAAAGUGGUUAAACGCGCUGAGGAGAUAAUUGUUGAGUAUACUGAGAUUGUUAAUCUUAUUCUUUCUUUUAUGAAUUCCGUUUACAAUACUGAGGAUCUCGCAGAGAGAACCAAAAAAGAGGCGGUGGCAACGGAGGAAGUAGCGAAGAAACUUCAAAAAUACAUUCUAAGUGAUCCUUCUGCGAAGAAAAUACAGAAAACAGUGGAGCAGGAAAAAGAGAAGGAACAGAUGGAUGAAGAGAAAAAGAAUGAGACUAAAAGGGUAAAAAACAAGAAAAUGCGAAAAGGAUAA
Trypanosoma theileri is the source of this 813-nucleotide messenger RNA. RefSeq lists its product as uncharacterized. The annotation marks the transcript as partial. The transcript has a single exon. The record is from RefSeq and is a predicted model, not a curated record. NCBI's taxonomy places the organism in Eukaryota, Euglenozoa, Kinetoplastea, Trypanosomatida, Trypanosomatidae.